GGAUAUUUUACAAAGUUCUCUCCUUUGCCCAAAAACUCAUCAUCAUCCCAAUGGCGAUGCUCUAUCACUUCCCAGUAAAUCUCCACACUGUUUCCUCCUCUUCAUCACCUUCCUCUUCCUUUCACUCUCUAGCUUCCCAUGCAAGCUCUCAACUUUGGAUUCGUAGUUUUAGAUUUCACCGCUUCAGCCACGCAAUUCAAUCGAGUACCAUCAGAGCCGCCGCUGAUAUCAUCGACACUCACCCGAUGAAGAAGAAGAAGAAGAGGAAACCCAAACCGGGUUUCUUCGAAGAGAUCAGCGAUAAAUGGGCUUCCCGAAUCAGCCCUAAAGACAACAACUUUCCUUGGCAGAAGAAGGAAGAAGAGCAAACUCAACAUCAUCACUCAAAAGAAGAAGUAAACCAAUCUUCUACUGGGUUAACCGGUAAGAAAACCGAUUCCAAUCUCCGGUCUAGCUUCCCAAGGCCAAGUGUCUACAUGUCUGCUCCAUGGGUUAAUGAGAGCGUCUCCAAGCCUCUUAAAGGCGAUAGCUUUACUGAAAAUAGAUAUAGGAAGGAGAAUGAUUUCGAUUUAGAUGAUGAUGGUGGAAGAGGGAUGGUAGAAUCAGGGAGAGAGAAAGGAGUAUGGAGAAGUAGUAAGAGUAAUACUUUAGAAGCAGAGAGAGUUUUACCGGAACAUGAGCUGAGUAGGCUUAGGAGCGUAGCUCUGAGAAUGGUCGAGAGAGUCAAAGUAGGCUCAGCUGGAAUCACACAGGCGCUUGUGGAAGCCAUUCACGAGAAAUGGGAGGAGGAUGGUGAUGAGGUUGUGAAGCUGAAGUUCGGAGAGCCUUGUGCGCUCAACAUGAAGAGAACUCACGAGGUUCUGGAGAAGAAGACCGGUGGGUUAGUGAUAUGGAGGUCAGGGAGCUCGGUGGUGCUGUACAGAGGGAUAAGUUACAAGCUCAAGUGUGUUCAGUCUUUCAUCGAACAGAACAAUCUUGAUAGGAAGUACAUAGCAGAGGAGGCGAAUUAUCCUAAGAAUGUACCUAAAGAGCAGUUAUCAGAGCUGAGCGAGCUGAACGAUCUGUUGGACGAGAUUGGUCCAAGGUUUAAUGAUUGGACAGGGUGUGCUCCUUUCCCUGUUGAUGCAGACUUGCUUCCAACUAUGGUUUUAGGGUACAGGUGUCCGUUUAGGAUUCUUCCUCAGGGAGUUAAGCCUUGUUUGUCUAACAAGGAAAUGACGGAGAUGCGUCGGCUCGCUAGGACUAGCCCUCCGCAUUUUGCUCUAGGGAGGAGCAGAGAGUUGCAGGGACUUGCUGUGGCGAUGGUGAAGCUGUGGGAGAAGAGCGCGAUCGCGAAGAUAGCGAUCAAGCGCGGCGUGGAGAACACACGGAACGAGAGAAUGGCUGAGGAGCUCAAGAGACUCACGCGCGGCGUGCUUGUUUCGAGGAACAAAGAGUACAUUGUGUUCUACAGAGGGAAUGACUUCAUGCCGCCUAAGGUUUCAGAGGCGUUGAGCGAGAGGCAAAGGGAGAUAAUAGAAGUGCUUCAGACCAAAGAGGAUCAACUCCGAGAAACGGCUUCAACGAGAGUUACGCUCAUAUCACAAGGCAAGCCGAGUAAAGCCCCGUUGAUCGCUGGAACUCUUGCUGAGACUAUAGCUGCAAGCUCGCGGUGGGCACCAGAGGCGAGCAGUAUCGAUGUAGAGGAGUUGAAGAGAGAGUCAGCUUCCAUCAAAAGAGCUGCGUUGAUCAGAGAUCUCGACCUCAGACUUCUUUAUGCAAAGCAAAAGCUGAGAAAAGCUGAGAAGGCUUUAGCUAGAGUGCAGAAGGAUCUUGACCCAUCUGAUCUCCACGACUCAGAGAUCAUCACAGAAGAAGAGAGACUUCUCUACCGCAGAAUCGGUUUGAGUAUGGAUCCAAGUAUGACUGUUCUCAACUCAUCACAUUACUUCUGUCUGGUAGGAAGAAGAGAAGUGUAUGAUGGUACCAUAGAGAAUAUGCAUCUACACUGGAAACAUAGGGAGCUCGUAAAGAUCAUCGUUAGAGGCAAAUCUCUUCCGCAAGUGAAGCAUAUAGCUAUCUCUCUGGAAGCUGAGAGUGGAGGAGUGUUGGUAUCCGUUGAUAAUACCUUGAAAGGCUAUGCGAUCAUACUCUACCGUGGGAAGAACUAUCAGAUGCCUCUUCGUAUUAGGCCUUCGAACUUGUUGACAAGAAAAAAGGCUUUCACUCGAUCCAUUGAGCUUCAAAGAAGAGAAGCGCUAAAGCAUCAUGUUGCUGACCUUGAGGAACGGAUUGAGCUGUUGAAGACAGGACAGGACGAGGAUAGGGAAACACUCAAGAAAAGUGAUGGAGAGGAAGAUAACUUGUAUUUAAGAGUUGAUGAAUCUGAUUUUUCUUCUGACGAGGAUGAAUCUCUGGAGUGGGAAUCAGAGGAAGAGGAAGAAGAAACUUGAACCGGUAAUAAACAAAGUAUAAUCUCAUAUAUUGUAUAACAAUGUCAGAACCUGUAAUGAUAAAUAUUUCAGGUUCCACAGUGAAAAUGAUAGAUGUAGUCAACAUUAUUACAUAUUUUGCAUAUCACUUUUAUUCUUUUAACGUAAAGAAAGUUCAUAUGCAAUGGAACUAAAGUUUGUUCA
Molecule: messenger RNA, 2615 nt
Organism: Raphanus sativus (radish)
Lineage: Eukaryota; Viridiplantae; Streptophyta; Magnoliopsida; Brassicales; Brassicaceae
Product: CRM-domain containing factor CFM3, chloroplastic/mitochondrial
Biological process (GO): RNA splicing, via transesterification reactions
Molecular function (GO): mRNA binding
Source: RefSeq, a predicted model, not a curated record